UUCCCUCUUCAUUCUCACCACCACCAUCAACCUUUUUCAAUUCCUCUCUAUGAUGUCAGCCCAGGUGUGAGACGAUAUGCAUGAUCCUCAUCUCUUUCUCUCUCUCACUCUCUCUCUCUAGUGAAGUUGCCUUCCCUCUCUCUCUCACUCUCUCUCUAGUGAACUUGCCUUUCUUUCUUCCUCCACAACCUCAUUUACACCUUUAGGGCUAGAUGCACACACACACACAAGACACAACUACUUUACCUCUCCAUCUCUCUCUAUUUAUAACUGUAGUUUGCCUUCUUCUCCAUCCAUUAUGCUAUCUCCUCUUCUCCUUCUCCUCCUACCUUGAGCUAGCUCCUUACUACCAAUCCUCUUCCAUGGGAGAUCCCUACACCAACUUCUUGAGAGGCUACCACCACCACCACCGCUCCCACCACCCCCUCCACUUCCCUCCGCCGCCGCCGCCGCCGCCUCCGCCCUACGCCGCCUCCUUCUCCGGCCUCUACUCCUCCUACCUCCACCCACCACCUCCCCCUUCCUCCCCUCCGAUCAGGGAAGCCCUCCCCCUCCUCAGCCUCACUCCCUCCACCACCCACGACGACGAUCACCACCACCGCCGCCAUGAUCAAGAUCAUCACCACCAUCACAAGCAAGGCCAAGAAAAGAACAGCCAUGGCGGCGGCGGCGCCGCUUCUUGCAGCAACAACGACGACAAACGAGAAUCACCAUCAGCAGCAGCAGCAGCCGAUGAUCAGGCGGCGGAGGUGACCGUGGCCCUGCACAUCGGCCUCCCGAGCCCGAGCCCCUCCGACGCCGCCGCCGCCGCCGGCAACCAAGCUGCAGCAGCAGCAGCAGCAGAAGCAUCGGCAGCAGGUGGAGGAAGCAGCAGGAUGCAAGUGGAGGAGGAAGGAGGAGAGGAGGAGGAUGAAGACGAGGCGGCGGCGGCGGCGGCGACGGCGACGCUGCCGCUGGGUUGCGCGUCCAUAGGGAUAGGGAAGCUGACCAAGGGGCAGUACUGGAUCCCCACACCGUCCCAGAUCCUCAUUGGCCCUACCCAGUUCUCCUGCCCCGUCUGCUACAAGACCUUCAACCGAUACAACAACAUGCAGAUGCAUAUGUGGGGGCACGGGUCGCAGUACAGGAAGGGGCCGGAGUCGCUGCGGGGGACGCAGCCGACGGCGAUGCUGCGGCUGCCGUGCUACUGCUGCGCGGCGGGGUGCCGGAACAACAUCGACCACCCGCGGGCGCGGCCGCUCAAGGACUUCCGGACGCUGCAGACGCACUACAAGCGGAAGCACGGGAUCAAGCCCUUCAUGUGCCGCAAGUGCGGCAAGGCGUUCGCCGUCCGCGGCGACUGGCGCACCCACGAGAAGAACUGCGGCAAGCUCUGGUACUGCGCCUGCGGCUCCGACUUCAAGCACAAGCGCUCCCUCAAGGACCACAUCCGCGCCUUCGGCCGCGGCCACGCCGCCUGCGGCAUCGACUCCUUCGACGACCUCGACGCCGAUGACGACCCCUCCUCCGACCUCGACCACGCCUCCGCCUCCGCUUCGCGAGUAGGGUGAGUGUUUGAUCGAUAUCGAGAUCGAGAUCGAGCUGAGCUAAUUAAUUUCCAUGAUAAUUAGUUAACCGUGCUGCUACUACUACUAUGUCUGUGAUUCUGUGUACACCACGGGAUUGGAAUGGAGAGGAUAUGGGGGUAUAGAUGAUGCAUGAUACUGCGAAUUUUCAAGGGUUUUUUUUUUAAUUUUGGGGGUAUAUUAAUGAAUUAGUUGAUGAUGAGGAACAAAUUAAUUACUACAUUUGCAGCAAGCUAGCAGAUGUGUGUGUACGUACUUUGUUCUCUAGAAAGUACUACGUACGACUUGAGUUCUAAUCGUUUGGUUGGAUGGAGAUACAGAACCCUAUAGCGGCUUCAUUGUAUGUGCAGACUUUUCAUUUGAUUUGGUAUAUGGUCAAAUUGGUGAUACGGGUUAAUUAAGAUUAA
Molecule: messenger RNA, 1972 nt
Organism: Oryza sativa Japonica Group (Japanese rice)
Lineage: Eukaryota; Viridiplantae; Streptophyta; Magnoliopsida; Poales; Poaceae
Product: zinc finger protein WIP2
Biological process (GO): regulation of gene expression; anatomical structure development
Cellular component (GO): nucleus
Molecular function (GO): DNA-binding transcription factor activity
Source: RefSeq, a predicted model, not a curated record